CACGGAUAAAUAAACAGGAUCUAGAAAAUCUAUGUUAGAUUACACUUUAAUUGUAAUUGUAAAUUUCUAUUGAAAUUGUACAGUAGGUAUAUCAUAUCUAGCCAAGCAUCCAAAAAUAGUGUCCAGUAUUUUUGUGAAUGUGUUGUCGGUGUAACACAAUAUUGUUCAAGUCAACAUUGUGAAUUAGGAUAAAAUCAUGAAAAUAGCUGUUGAAGGAUGCGCUCAUGGUGAGCUAGAAAAAAUCUACGACUUAGUUGAGUCGAUUCAGCUUCGUGAAAAAGUCAAAAUUGAUUUACUGAUCUGUUGUGGAGAUUUUCAAUCCACCAGAAACCUAGAAGAUCUGCAAUGUAUGGCUGUGCCGAAAAAGCAUCUAGACAUCUGCACUUUCUACAAAUAUUACAGCGGAGAAAAAGUAGCUCCUGUGUUAACAGUUUUUAUUGGAGGAAAUCACGAAGCAUCCAACUAUCUUCAAGAGUUGCCGUACGGAGGUUGGGUGGCACCGAAUAUUUAUUAUCUUGGAUAUGCAGGGGUAGUGAAUAUAAACGGUAUACGGAUAGGUGGGAUAUCAGGUAUCUAUAAAGGACAUGACUAUCUUAAAGGUAGGUUCGAGUUCUGUCCAUACAACGAGUCAACUAAGCGCAGUUCUUAUCAUAUACGUCAAAUCGACAUAUUUCGAUUAAAACAAUUGACUCCCAAAGUGGACAUCUUGCUGUCUCACGAUUGGCCACGUGGUGUGACCAACUUUGGCAAUAAAAAGCAGUUAGUGCGAUUUAAGCCUGCUUUCAAAGAGGAAAUAGAUGAAAAUAAGUUGGGAAGUCCACCGUGUGAAGAUUUACUGAUGACACUGAAACCGCCCUACUGGUUUUCUGCUCAUCUUCACUGUAAAUUUUCUGCACUGAUUCCUCAUGAUAAUGGAACGAGUACAAAGUUUCUAGCAUUGGACAAAUGUUUGCCUAAGAGAAGGUUUCUACAAGUGCUGGACAUAGAAUGUGAAGAUUCACAAUUAGUAGAAACAAAAAACGAAUUGUGUUAUGAUUUAGAAUGGCUCACUAUUUUACAUCUAACGAAUCAUCUUAUCAGCAUUAGGGGAAGUAACGGUUUUAUGCCAGGGGAAGGUGGCUGUGAACGAUUUAAUUUCACACCUACAAAAGAGGAGAAAGAAGCAGUUCUGCAGAGAUUUCAGAAUAGUCUUCGAAUUCCACUUAAUUUCACUAGAAUCGCUGAGCCAUAUAAUCCAUCAAUGCAAGUUGAUUUCGAUUUAGUCGAACAACCGAAAGCAUUCGUUAAUCCUCAAACAACAGAUUUUUGCGAUCGACUGAAUAUCGAUGACCCGCUAAGACUGGCAAUGUUGAUGACUGGUCAUGAUCUCAACACUUCCAACUAUGUCGAUCGUAAUGCGCCAAAUGACUCAGUCAGCUCGGAACGUAACGAAAAUGAGCUGCUUAUCGCUGACGAUAGCUUAUCGAAUGAAGAGGAACCGGAACAGGUUGAAAUUCCCUUUCAAAGCAGAGCUCCAUUAGCUUCGGUAUUACCGAAACCUAUGUGGAGACACGAUUCUACUACCACCGAAGAAGCAUCCACUUUGGACGAGUCUUCGCUGUCGACAUCCACCAACCGCAGCUUAUUGAGUUUGCCAACCCCAAACAAGCAGCAAAAUUCGAAUUUGUCGGAUAAUUUUACGAUUGAUGGACUAAAUCUUUCUAGUCCAAAAAUGUUAAAGGCUAUCUCCUCGGCCGGAGAAGAUGUUAAAUCGUUGGUAAAUACUUGCGUUGAAGAUCAGCAACCGGCGUUAGCUGAAACUGAAGAUAAGCCACCAGUAAAAAAGUUCAAACGUAGAAAUCAAGCAAUCUACGCUAAAGAAGAUAGUGAUUGAAGUACAGAGAACAGACUUCCAGGCUGCCUUCUUGUGUAAAUUUUUGCAGCUAUGAGGAAUUAAGUGCUUGCUACCGUUUUUUUGGCGGUACUAGUUGGUAAGUUUAGUGACAUCUAGAUCAUAAUUAUUAAACUACCAACGGUUCCGCUUAAAAAUGUUCUUAUAGUAAAUUAAGAUAUUUCUUCUUGUCUGAAUGUCUGUUCUCUGUGAUUGAACUUAGCAAAAGAUUUAUAUCUAAUAUUCUCAAACGAGUAUAGGAAUAUUUCACAUUUUUCUGAUGAAAUGCAAUAUUUGGUGUAUAACGUUAAAAAUUUACUUGUAGCCAGCAGCAUGAUUGUACGAAACAAUUAAGUUUUAAGAUUAGCAAUGAUUUUCGUACUAAUUAAUAACUGUAAACCACUUUGAACUUAAGAGCUGUAAAAGA
Messenger RNA from Sabethes cyaneus, 2297 nucleotides. It is a transcript of the gene ldbr, whose product is annotated as lariat debranching enzyme. The coding region runs from base 197 to 1873 and encodes 558 amino acids. The record is from RefSeq and is a predicted model, not a curated record. Gene Ontology annotation, biological process: mRNA splicing, via spliceosome. Gene Ontology annotation, cellular component: nucleus. Lineage: Eukaryota; Metazoa; Arthropoda; Insecta; Diptera; Culicidae. Gene Ontology annotation, molecular function: RNA lariat debranching enzyme activity. The transcript is spliced from 2 exons.